Messenger RNA from Ochotona princeps (American pika), 5738 nucleotides. It is a transcript of the gene WWC2, whose product is annotated as WW and C2 domain containing 2. Lineage: Eukaryota; Metazoa; Chordata; Mammalia; Lagomorpha; Ochotonidae. Gene Ontology annotation, molecular function: molecular adaptor activity; kinase binding. The transcript has 23 exons. Bases 195 to 3776 code for a protein of 1193 amino acids. The record is from RefSeq and is a predicted model, not a curated record. Gene Ontology annotation, cellular component: cytoplasm. Gene Ontology annotation, biological process: regulation of hippo signaling; regulation of DNA-templated transcription; cell migration.
CGGCGCCGAGAGCAGGCAGGGUUUCUUGAGGCGUCCCCCUCGCCCCGUGGCCCCGCUGCGCGCGCGCCGCGCCCCGCAGCCCCUCGCCGGCGCCCGCGUCGGGCGCGGCGGCCGGGCGGGGCAGUUGCCGCCUUUCCGCCGCGUCCCGCGCCCGGUCCCUAUGGAGGCGCCGCUCGCCGGCGAGGCCGCCGACCAUGCCUAGGCGGGCCGGGAGCGGGCAGCUGCCGCUACCCCGGGGCUGGGAGGAGGCCAGGGACUACGACGGCAAGGUCUUCUACAUCGAUCACAACACCAGAAGGACCAGCUGGAUCGAUCCCCGGGACAGGUUAACGAAGCCCUUGUCCUUUGCUGAUUGUGUUGGGGAUGAGCUGCCGUGGGGAUGGGAAGCAGGGUUUGACCCUCAGAUUGGUGUCUACUACAUCGAUCACAUCAACAAAACCACACAGAUAGAAGAUCCAAGAAAGCAAUGGAGAGGGGAACAGGAGAAAAUGCUCAAGGACUAUCUCUCAGUGGCUCAGGACGCACUCAGGACCCAGAAGGAGCUGUACCACGUGAAGGAGCAAAGACUGGCUCUGGCCCUCGAUGAAUAUGUACGCUUGAACGAUGCCUAUAAGGAAAAGUCAAGUUCUCGCACAAGCCUAUUCUCAGGUUCUUCAUCCAGUACUAAGUAUGAUCCUGAUAUUUUGAAAGCUGAGAUCUCCACGACACAGUUAAGGGUGAAAAAGCUGAAGAGAGAACUCUCACAGAUGAAGCAAGAACUGCUCUAUAAAGAACAAGGCUUUGAAACAUUACAACAAAUUGAUAAAAAGAUGUCUGGAGGCCAGAGUGGAUAUGAACUUACUGAAGCCAAAGCCAUCCUAACUGAACUAAAAUCUAUCAGAAAGGCUAUUAGCUCUGGAGAAAAGGAAAAGCAGGAUCUGAUGCAGAGUCUUGCCAAGCUACAGGAGCGAUUUCAUUUGGAUCAAAACAUGGGCAGAUCUGAGCCAGAUUUGAGAUCCAGUCCUGUGAACUCUCACUUGUCUCUCUCCAGACAGACCCUUGAUGCCGGGUCACAAACCAGCAUUUCUGGAGAUAUGGGAGUGAGAAGUAGAUCACACUUAGCUGAAAAGGUCAGGCUGAGUCUACAGUAUGAAGAAGCCAAAAGAAGUAUGGCAAACUUAAAGAUCGAGCUAUCGAAACUGGAUGGUGAAACCUGGCCGGGGGCGCUGGAUGUUGAAAAAGAGAGACUGAUGCUCAUCAAUGAAAAGGAAGAACUGCUGAAGGAGCUGCAGUUUGUCACCCCGCAGAAACGCUCCCAGGAUGAGCUGGAGCGCCUGGAAGCCGAGCGCCAGCGGCUGGAGGAGGAGCUGCUGGCCGUGCGGCGAGCACCAAGCCGUGCCCUGGCUGAGAGGUUGAAGCUGGAAGAGAGAAGGAAAGAGCUGCUACAGAAACUUGAAGAAACUACCAAAUUAACUACUUCAUUGCAUUCACAGCUCAAAAGCCUUUCGGCCAGCACCCUGUCCAUGUCAUCUGGAAGCAGCCUGGGAUCCCUGGCAUCCAGCCGGGGCUCUCUGAACACCUCCAGCAGGGGUUCACUCAACUCACUCAGCUCCAGCGAGCUGUACUACAGCAGUCAGGGCGACCAGCUGGAUGCAGACUACCAGUACAAGCUGGACUUCCUCCUACAAGACAAAGGGGGUUAUAUCCCUUCCGGACCCAUCACCACCAUCCAUGAAAAUGAGGUGGUCAAGUCUCCAGGCCAGCCUGGCCAGACUGGACUCUGUGGGGGGGCAGCCACAGCUGCCGGCCCUGCCCCACCGCUGUCCGAGGCCCCCAAGUCUGUGACGUCCCUGUCCUCAAGGUCCUCUCUUUCCUCCUUGUCACCUCCCGGCUCACCCUUGGUCUUGGAGGGCGCGUUCCCCAUGUCCCCACAUGAUGCCGCUCUCCGUCCAUUCACUGCUGACUUCGAAGACUGUGAAUUGAGCAGCCGCUUUGCAGACAUCGGCCUGGGUGAGAAUCAAAUACUGCUUGACUCUGACUCUGGAGGAGCGUCCCAGGCCGUGCUGGAGGAUAAAGACCUUAGCGGGUGUGCCAGGGAGCCUCUGUAUGAAGGAGCUGCAGAUGUGGAAAAGUCACUACCAAAAAGAAGAGGAAUCCACCUGCUUGGGGAGAAAACACCUGGUGUAUCGGCUGCUGUGUCUGACGAGUCCGUGGCUGGGGACAGUGGGGUCUACGAAGCUUUCAUGAAACAGCCGAGUGAGCUUGAAGAUGUUCCGUACGGGGAAGAGGAUGCUGCCAUCAUGGAGACCGCCCAGGUGCAGAUUGGGCUCAGAUACGAUGCAAAAAACUCCAGCUUCCUGGUGAUCAUAGCACAACUUCGAAAUCUUCAUGCCUUCUUGAUACCUCAUACUUCAAAAAUAUAUUUUCGGGUUGCUGUGCUGCCCUCCUCAGCCGAUGUCAGCUGUCUCUUUCGGACCAAAGUCCACCCGCCCAUGGAGGCCGUGUUGUUUGGCGACAUGUUCCGAGUGGCCAUUUCCCAAGCCACCUUACAGCAGAAGACACUACGAGUUGACCUUUGCUUGGUGCGGAAGCACUGGCGGGAGGAGUGCCUGGCUGGAACUCAGAUCAGCCUGGCAGAUCUACCAUUUUCCAACGAGGUUUUCACUCUGUGGUAUAACUUGCUACCUUCCAAGCAAAUGCCUUGCCGACAGAAUGAAGAAGAGAAAGAAGAUUCUGUAUUUCAACCAAGCCAGCCAUUAGGAGACUCCAUAGACCUGGAUGCAGUGUCAGCCUUACUGGCAAGAACAUCAGCUGAGCUGUUGGCUGUAGAACAAGAGUUAGCACAAGAAGAAGAAGAGGAGGAACCAGAGCGAGAAGAACAAAGGGGUCCGGAUGGUGACUGGCUGAUGCUGCUAAGAGAGGCCGCCAACAAAAUGGUGGCUGAAAACGAGGCUGACGUUAAGUUGCUAAAGGGCAGUAGCCAUACAGAAGACUCAACUUCGUGCAUGCACAUUCCAGGGAUGAAUGAGGAUGGGAGCAGGAAAGAAAACAACUGUGCCAAAGACUUGGGAAGUCAGACACCUCCGGGGACCCCCAUGCUGGUUGAUAAAGAGACGAACACGGAUGAAGCAGUUAGUGAAGGGGUGGCGGUUCGACCCAAAGACCGAAGCAGCCUGGGCUCAAGACAGCCGCCCUUCACGCGGAGCAGCGUGAUAGUGCGCUCACAGACCUUUUCGCCGGGCCAACGGAGCCAGUACGUCUGCAGGUUAAAUCGAAGUGACAGUGACAGUUCAACCUUGGCUAAAAAAUCCCUCUUUGUGAGAAACUCCACUGAACGGCGCAGUCUGAGAGUCAAAAGGACGGUGUGCCAGCCAUCCCUCCGAAGGGCAGCCCAGGAGUGCCCCGUGCGAACCUCCCUAGACUUGGAACUGGACCUGCAGGCAUCUCGCACCAGGCAGAGCCGCCUCAACGACGAGCUGCAGGCCUUGCGAGGCUUGCGGCAGAAGCUGGAGGAGCUGAAAGCUCAGGGAGAGACCGACCUGCCGCCAGGGGUGCUGGAGGAUGAGAGGUUCCAGAAGCUCCUGAAACAGGCUGAGAAGCAGGCUGAGCAGUCAAAAGAAGAGCAGAAGCAGGGUUUGAAUGCAGAGAAACUGAUGAGACAAGUCUCCAAGGACGUGUGUCGGCUUCGGGAGCAGAGCCGGAAGGUGCCUCAGCAGGUGCAGUCCUUCAGGGAGAAGAUGGCUUACUUCACCAGGGCCAAGAUCAGCAUCCCCACGCUGCCUGCAGACGAUGUGUGACCGUCGCUCACGGUGCCGUUUACUCACCUGUUUGCUCAGUCAGGGAGGGUGAAAGACUGAACUUUGGUCUUCUUUCUUCCUUUUACUUUAUUAUUAUUAUUAUUAUUUUUGUAAUGUAAUUGUCAACUCUUGAAAAACUGUUAUUUCACAUCUUAUUUUCGUCAUGUUGAUUUAUAAAAAAAUACUUUAAAAAUAUAAUAUUUUUAAAAGAAAGAAAAAACAAGCUAACACAAUGGGAUCAUGUAGUACCCAGAUGUGAUGUACCCUUGAGUGCAUUGCUGGUGGGCCGUAUGGUAUGCGAAUGCAGUGGAGGCAGGACCCGGUGUAUUUCCGAUAGAGGAGCGACUUGGAUUAGCACUGGGUGACAGGGGCUCCUCCAUUGUCUAACACGUAGCCUUACAGGAGGCCGUGGCACCCCAUGGGUGUCCUGACCCAGAGACCAGCUCUGUGGGAGCCCCGGGGGUGACUUCCACUGCUCAGCAACACAGUGCUAUGCUCCUGUCUGCCACCUAUGUGGGGACAUGUUAUUUCCUCAAAGUCUUUCCGUCCCUUUUGUCUAAAGAGAGCAAAACUGUAAAGUACUGCGUGCGAGUGUCAUUCAAGAAUAGGAACAGCACUCCUGGCGACAUUGAAGAGCGUGUGACGAUGGCAUUGUGGGGAAGGGAAAGAAGGGAAAGCACUGAUUACCCUAAAAUACCCGUAAAGGAAACCUGUCAGGUAGCCACCCCAGCCAGCCUGGUUGCACAUGCGUGUGCCAUAGUGGCUUUCUGGCCAGUGCUGGUGCCAGGCUACAGGUUGUGGGGUGUACAGCUGGCCCCAGCAGGACAGAUGUCUGACAUCCCAUGCCAAAACAGCCCUGUUGCUGGGCACUGGCAGACGGAGCCACCACCCCGGGAGGCUGGCUGGGCUGUCGGGGUUGCAGAAAGGAGCAAGAGGGAGGCAGCGAACAGAUUCCAGACACACACCAGAAGCAACUUGGCAGCUUGUCUGUGCGGAGUCUGUUUUAGGCUACGGUCGAGAGAUGGGAAGCAAAGGAAGGGUGUGCCUGGAGGACUGUCUUUCUAUUGGUAGGCUAAAUUGCUUGUAAAAAGAAAAAAAUAAUUAUUCUAAAUGAACAAAUUUUAAAACAAUAAUAGUAUGACCUCCUAUUAGAAUCUUAGUGUACCCAGCCCAGGCACUUGUUUAAAAAUAAAAUCUUCACUUUAGCCAUGCCAGCUUAAAGGCUUCUAAAAUAUAUGGUAUUUAAGCAACUUAAACUACCCUUAUUGUUAUGUCUAUUAUAUUAGAAGAAGCAGAUUUUGGAUAGCUAUUUUAUAUUGCACACUAAAACAACAAUCUAAAAAAAUUGUAAAUCAUCAUAAAGGAAUGGCCCCCUUCGAUAAAAAAAUUCGCAAGUUCUGUUGGUAAGCUAGAAUCCUCACUAGCAAAAACUUUUCCUGCCUUUAAAUUUACUGUACCUAUUUUAGAAAGUUCAUUUUGUCUGAAUCAAGGUUCAAAUUAAGUAGCUUCUGAGCCUAGAACUUUAAUUAUCUUUGUUUCUUAAAUGUCCCACCACUUAAGGAAAACUGGACAUGACAUUACUUUGAACAAAAACAAGCCUAGUGAAGAGACCGAGUACAGUCCUCCACGGCUGCCCAAUUUGUUCUCUUAGGUGACUAAGGCACACCAGUUCAAGAAUGCCAUUCAUCGUUGUUGAGGUCAAAUGUGAAAGAAGUUUAUUUAAUGUAAAGUUAAUGAAGGUCAGCUGUUCUCAGCUGCUUAGUUUGACCAUGAAAAUGUUUAUAGAAUUAUGUGUAGUUGUACCGUACGAUUUUAUUUUCUUCAUUUAUUUAUUUACGGUAUUAUUUAUGUUCUGUUUAAUAUAUAGUUUGGUUCUGGCCAUUUUAAAUGUUUGACAUAAAGAGGCUAUAUUGGAAUUUUUACAGCUUUAUGAAAUCUUCAUCAGAUUAGCAGUCAACUUUU